This is a messenger RNA of Vicia faba (fava bean), 987 nucleotides long. NCBI's taxonomy places the organism in Eukaryota, Viridiplantae, Streptophyta, Magnoliopsida, Fabales, Fabaceae. The record is from the annotation of a GenBank genome assembly.
AUGGAAGAGGUUGACUUCUGGAAGGCCAAAGCUGGUAAGUGGUCAAAUCAUCAAAACGAAAUGGAGAUUCAUGGCACUUCUUCUGCCCUAGUGGCUAAAGCCAUUGAUCUGCAAGAGACUUUGGCUAGGAAAAACUUUGGAGGAGUGAUACUUACCCCUACACAUUUAGCUAUUGUGAUGGAAUAUGCUUCUGGAGGAGAGCUAUUUGAGCGAAUAUGCAAUGCAGGACGGUUCAGCGAGGAUGAGGCACGGUUUUUCUUUCAACAACUUAUAUCAGGGGUUAGCUACUGUCAUGCAAUGCAAGUAUGUCAUCGUGACUUGAAGUUGGAGAACACGUUGUUGGAUGGUAGUCCGGCUCCUCAUUUGAAGAUUUGUGAUUUUGGGUAUUCAAAGUCAUCAGUGCUACAUUCACAACCAAAAUCUACCGUCGGUACACCUGCAUAUAUCGCUCCUGAAGUUUUGCUUAAGAAGGAAUAUGAUGGCAAGAUUGCAGAUGUAUGGUCUUGUGGUGUUACCUUAUAUGUCAUGUUAGUGGGCGCAUAUCCUUUCGAGGAUCCGGAGGAGCCUAAAAAUUUCCGGAAGACUAUUCAUAGGAUUUUGAAAGUCCAAUACUCAAUUCCUGAUUAUGUUCAAAUAUCUCCCGAGUGCCAUCAUUUGAUCUCAAGGAUCUUCGUUGCAGACCCUGCACAGAGAAUAAGUAUGUCUGAGAUUCGAAACCACGUGUGGUUUUUGAAGAACCUUCCGGCCGAUCUUAUAGUUGGAAAUACAAUGAACGACCAGUUUCAAGAGCCUGAACAACCGAUGCAGACCGUUGAAGAAAUCAUGCAGAUAAUUAGUGAAGCUACUAUUCCUGCAGCUGGAACUCAUCAGUCUCUCAACCAGUAUCUUACCGGUAGUUUGGACAUCGAUGAUGAAAUGGACGAGGAUGUGGAAACUGAUCCCGACCUUGAUAUCGAUAGCAGUGGUGAGAUAGUUUAUGCAAUGUAA